This is a messenger RNA of Pyrus x bretschneideri (Chinese white pear), 2677 nucleotides long. RefSeq names its product cation/H(+) antiporter 20. NCBI's taxonomy places the organism in Eukaryota, Viridiplantae, Streptophyta, Magnoliopsida, Rosales, Rosaceae. Bases 3 to 2576 code for a protein of 857 amino acids. The transcript is spliced from 5 exons. The record is from RefSeq and is a predicted model, not a curated record. Gene Ontology annotation, molecular function: antiporter activity. Gene Ontology annotation, biological process: proton transmembrane transport; regulation of pH. Gene Ontology annotation, cellular component: endomembrane system; membrane.
CGAUGGCUCUGGUGAAUGUAACUUCAAUCAAAACUGCAUCAAGUGGAUUAUUGCAAGGUGACAAUCCUCUAAACUUCGCCUUCCCACUCUUAAUCGUCCAAACCACCUUAAUCAUCGUCGUCAGCCGCUUCCUCGCCUUCCUUCUCAAACCCCUCCGCCAACCCAAAGUCAUCGCCGAGAUUGCUGGUGGAAUAUUGCUUGGGCCGUCAGCCUUUGGAAGAAACAAAGACUACCUGCACAAAAUAUUUCCCUCAUGGAGCACUCCAAUACUCGAAACCGUGGCAAGCAUUGGUCUUCUCUUUUUCUUGUUCCUCGUAGGCAUUGAGCUCGAUUUAAGCUCAAUCCGACGUCGUAGUGGCCGAAGUUCAUUUGGCAUAGCCCUCGCUGGCAUAUCGGUGCCUUUCCUAUGUGGCAUCGGCGUUGCUGUGAUCCUCCGGAGAACGAUCGACGGGGCUGACAAAGUCGGCUUCAGUGAGUUCGUUGUGUUCAUGGGAGUAUCGCUUUCGAUCACGGCCUUCCCUGUACUCGCCCGCAUUUUAGCAGAGUUCAAGCUUUUAACUACUAGGGUUGGCGAAACUGCCAUGGCUGCUGCCGCGUUGAAUGACGUCGCUGCAUGGAUCUUGCUCGCUCUUGCGGUGGCCUUCGCCGGUGACGGCGUUGGUGGCCACAAGAAAAGUCCUAUGGUAUCAGUCUGGGUCCUCUUAUCAGGUGUUGCAUUUGUUGCUUUCAUGAUGGUGGUGAUCCGACCGGCCAUGAACUGGGUGGCCCGUCGGAGCUCCCCAGAACAAGAUGACGUAGACGAAGCCUAUAUAUGCCUAACCCUAGCCGGAGUCAUGGUAUCCGGAUUCAUUACUGACCUAAUUGGUAUCCAUUCUAUAUUUGGAGCCUUUGUCUUUGGUCUAACAAUUCCCAAAGAAGGACAGUUUGCAGACAGAUUGAUAGCGAAGACUGAGGACUUUGUGUCCGGUUUGUUGCUUCCACUUUACUUUGCAUCAAGUGGGUUGAAGACCGAUGUAGGAAAGAUACACGGUGCAGAGGCUUGGGGGCUGUUGGUGCUCGUUAUAUCGAUCGCUUGUGCCGGGAAGAUUUUGGGGACGUUUGUGGUGGCAAUGACGUUUAUGAUUCCGGCUAGAGAAUCGUUGACGCUUGGUGUGCUCAUGAACACCAAGGGGUUGGUGGAGCUCAUUGUUCUCAACAUUGGCAAGGAGAAAAAGGUGCUUAAUGAUGAGACAUUUGCUAUUCUGGUAAUCAUGGCACUCUUCACCACCUUUAUCACUAGUCCAUUAGUGAUGGCCAUUUACAAGCCCGCACGUGGCAUCUCAGUUCGCGCUCACCGUAAGCUCUGUGAUCUGUCAACCAGUGAAUCCUUCAAGGACGAGCUUCGAGUCCUGGCGUGUGUUCAUGGGCCUGCCAAUGUGCCCUCACUCAUUAGCCUCAUUGAGUCCAUCCGAAGUGACAAGAAAGCCCAACUCAAACUCUUCCUCAUGCACCUUGUGGAGCUCACUGAGCGAUCUUCUUCCAUCAUCAUGGUCCAACGGGCCCGAAAGAAUGGCUUUCCCUUCUUUAAACGAUUGGGCCGCGGCCCAUGGAGCCAGGGGGUUGUUUCAGCCUUCAAGGCCUAUAGCCAAUUGGGCCGAGUAUCGGUCCGACCCACAACCGCAAUUUCAACCCUGUCCACAAUGCACGAGGAUGUUUGCCAUGUGGCGGACGACCGGAAGGUGACGAUGAUCAUCUUGCCAUUCCACAAACAAUGGAUGCGUGAGAGCGAUAAUCAUGAAGCGACGGAGGUUGUUGGCCACGGCUGGCGAGGGGUCAACCAGAGGGUGCUUCAAACUGCGCCAUGCUCCGUUGCAGUGAUCGUUGAUCGGGGGUUUGGUAACACCGGAGCCCAAACUCCAAGGCCUAGCACCACUGUGACCCGACGAGUUUGCGUUAUGUUUUUUGGUGGGCCUGAUGAUCGCGAGGCCUUGGAGUUUGGUGGUAGGAUGGCCGAACACCCGACAGUUAAAGUGGUGGUUGUGAAAUUUGUUGAGAAAGAGGGCAUGGAGAGUAAUGGGAUCAUGUUAAAGCCUUCGCCCUCCAAGUCUACCGAGAAUAGCUAUUGUUUUUCCACAGCUAAAAUGGACCGAAAGAAAGAAAAGGAGCUGGAUGAGGAAGCAGUGGCUGAGUUCAGAAGCAAAUGGGAUGGGAAAGCAGAGUACAUAGAGAAGGUGGCAGCCAAUAACGUUGUGGAGGGGGUUUUGGAAAUAGGAAGAAGUGGAGAUCAUGACCUGUUAAUCGUAGGCAAAGGAAGAUUCCCGUCACGCAUGGUGGCAGAAUUGGCCGACCGCCAUGCAGAGCAUGCAGAGUUAGGCCCCAUUGGAGACAUAUUGGCUUCAUCGAGCCAGGGUGUGGUCUCCUCAGUGCUUGUGAUUCAACAACAUGACGUAGCUCAUGCCGUGGAGGCUCCGGUGUCGAAGGUACUGCACGGUGAUUACGAAAGGUUCAUCGCGGAUGAGUCCUCCAGUUCUGUGCUUGAGAUCUCUAAGGAAUCUGUCUCCAGUUCUGUGCUUGAGAUCUCUAAGGAAUCUGUCUGACCCAAUUCGCUAAUUAACAAGUACAAAUUAAGUGUUUAAACGUAAGUCUCUGCAUGUGUACGCUAGCUCAUAAUCACAUGGUCUAAUGGCAUUGGUCUCUA